GCGCGUCUUGGAUAAAAUUGGUUGUUAUUGGUAACUUUGCAGGCUGGUAAAACAUGUUUUCACUUUGAUUGUUUUGUUUCGUGAUAAUUUGUUAAUAAAUUGCUGUCGCUAUUGUGAUUAUGGAUUCAGAUAGAAAUUCACCUUUCAAUGUUCCUAUUGGAAAUGUGGGAUUUAAAUCACCUUACUUAAAUCUUGAUCCUAAAAUCCUUUUAGGUAACCAAGAAUCGGCUGAUUACAUUUAUCUAGAUGGUGGUAAUCGACCUUCUCGUGGUAGAUUUGAAUUAGCUUUUAGUCAAAUUGGAGGUUCUGUUAUGGCUGGUGCUUCUAUUGGUGGAGUUAUUGGUUGUUAUAAUGGAUUUAAAUUAACAUCACUAAAUACAGCAGCAAUCGAUUCUAAUCAUGUUAAUAAACCUCUUUCAUGGGCAGUUCGUAGAUCACAAAUAUUAAAUUACAUUGGAAAAACUGGUGCUGUCACUGGAAACACGUUUGGUGUAGUUGCCUUACUCUAUUCAGCUAUUGGAGUUGGAUUAGGUUUUUUAAAUGAUUCAAAUGAAGAUAUAAAUACAGUUGCUGCUGGAACUUUGACUGGCGUCUUAUUCAGAGGUUUAUCAAACCCACAAGUUACAAAUGAUGUCGCAAAAGAAUUAAUUAAAUCUCAAUUAUGGCAAGUUAGAUUACGACGAUCACUAAUUGGUGGCUUAAUAGGAGCAUCAUUGUCAUCGCUAUUUGUUCUAGCAACAAAUAAAGAGAAAUAUCUUAAAAGAUGAAAGACUUAUAAAAAUUAUAAGUUUAGAAAUUAGUUUAUAAUUAACCUGUAAUAUUGUAAAUCCAAACAUGAUUGAUUAAAUCUUAGAAAUUAGCUAUCUAGCAAAAAAUAA
Messenger RNA from Tetranychus urticae (two-spotted spider mite), 878 nucleotides. Its product is annotated as mitochondrial import inner membrane translocase subunit Tim23. Gene Ontology annotation, biological process: protein import into mitochondrial matrix. The record is from RefSeq and is a predicted model, not a curated record. NCBI's taxonomy places the organism in Eukaryota, Metazoa, Arthropoda, Arachnida, Trombidiformes, Tetranychidae. Gene Ontology annotation, cellular component: TIM23 mitochondrial import inner membrane translocase complex. Gene Ontology annotation, molecular function: transmembrane protein transporter activity.